Molecule: messenger RNA, 615 nt
Organism: Diaporthe citri
Lineage: Eukaryota; Fungi; Ascomycota; Sordariomycetes; Diaporthales; Diaporthaceae
Exons: 4
Coding region: 1-615 (204 amino acids)
Source: RefSeq, a predicted model, not a curated record
AUGGCCUUCUCCAAAAUCAUGACAUUGGCAGUCUCGGCUGCCGCCCUAGCUUCUGCCUCAGUACUUGGGCAGGGAUACGCCCACCUACCGACCAAGAGAUCUUCCGGAACAGUCACCGGAGCCGAAGACGGGACUUCCUACACAUGGUACUCAGACGGGACAACGGCGCAGUGCCCCGACCUGCCAACAGCCGACCUCGAAACAAGCCUGGACCAGUUUGACGGCAUCUUCCCGCGCCUGUACGAUGAGGGCACCCCUGGCGGCGGGAACGUAUCGGGCUACGGUGCGCUGUACUUGAGCUAUCCCGACGCGGGAACUUUUGCUUUCUACCUUGUGUACACGUCCGUUACCCCAAACACAACGGCCACUUGGGUUGAUACAGGCGCGGAUAUUUCAAACGUGUGGACCGCGAUCAAGGAGGACGUAUACGAUGUGUGGGCAGGCAACAACACAUUUCAAUGGGCGACAUACCAGAUCAGCAAGACGAUCGGUGGCAGCACGAACCAUGCUGGGCAACUCCAGAUCCAGGUUCAGACACCAAGCUUUGUGAAGGGCUGUGGCACUACAAAAUUCUAUUGUAAGCGCUGGCACGCCGGUUCAGAGAAGUACAUGUGA